UCUCUUUUAAUGGCUUUUCAGUCUCGCUCUCUUCUCCCCAGCCUCUCUCUCCCAUGCACCCUCCUCCUCCUCCUCCUCCUCCUCCGUUCCUGAACCCGACCCCACCUCGCACCGCCGCGUGAUCGCCGGAGCGGCGACGGGAAGAGCAGCCUCCUCCGCCGCCGCCGCCGCCGAGGGGCUCGGGCCACAUGAGCGACCAGCUCUCCAAGGCCACCUCCGUCUUCGGGCUCAACCUAUGGGUCGUGGUGGGCAUCUGCGUCGGCGUCGCCAUCGUCCUCCUCCUCUUCUUCAUCUCCCUCUGGCUCACCUCCCGGAAGUCCAGGACCGCCCCCCGCCCCCUGCCCGCCGGCGGCUCCGGCGGCGGCGGCCACCACCUCACCUCCAUCCCCGCCGUCUCCAAGGAGAUCCAGGAAAUCCAAAUCCAGCACUCCCAGGUCCAGCCCGACCCCUUCCCCGACCCCCCGGACCCGCUCCCCGAGGAGGAGAGCCUCAUUGGGUACAACCGGAUUCACAUUGAGAUCGGCAAGGACCACCGCAUAUCGUACCCGGAGAGGUACUACGGGUCGUCCUCCCACGGGAGCGGCGGCGGCGGCGGCGGCGGGGAGGGCGGCCCCAGGAGCGGCGAUCAGGUGGCGGCGGUCGUGCCGGAGGUCUCGCACUUGGGCUGGGGGCAUUGGUAUACUCUCCGGGAGCUCAAGGCCGCCACGAACGAGUUCACUGAUGAAAAUGUGAUCGGCGAAGGAGGGUAUGGGAUUGUGUACUACGGUCUUCUGGAGGACAAGACUCAGGUCGCUGUCAAGAACUUGCUUAAUAACAGGGGGCAAGCUGAGAAGGAGUUCAAAGUCGAAGUCGAAGCGAUUGGGCGCGUUCGGCAUAAGAACUUAGUGAGAUUGCUUGGCUACUGUGCUGAAGGAGCUCAUAGGAUGCUUGUGUAUGAGUAUGUCAAUAAUGGGAAUUUAGAGCAGUGGCUUCAUGGGGAUGUUGGUCCUUGUAGUCCUUUGACUUGGGAGAUACGGAUGAAAAUUAUCUUGGGAACUGCCAAAGGUUUGACUUACCUUCAUGAGGGACUCGAACCGAAAGUGGUACAUCGCGAUAUUAAAUCGAGUAAUAUAUUGCUCGACAAGCAGUGGAACCCUAAAGUCUCAGACUUUGGCCUUGCCAAGCUGCUCUGUUCAGAGAAUAGUUAUAUCACAACUCGCGUGAUGGGAACAUUCGGCUAUGUAGCCCCUGAAUAUGCGAGUACGGGCAUGCUUAAUGAAAGAAGUGAUAUAUACAGCUUUGGAAUUCUGAUCAUGGAGAUAAUUUCUGGGAGAAACCCUGUUGAUUAUAGCCGCCCUCCAGAAGAGGUGAAUUUAGUUGAUUGGCUCAAGAAGAUGGUUACCGACAAGAACCCAGAGGGAGUGUUGGACCCCAAGUUGCCUGAGAAGCCUACUUCAAGGGCAUUAAAGCGGGUACUUCUAGUAGCUCUAAAAUGUGUUGACCCUACUGCACAGAAGCGCCCGAAGAUGGGUCACGUAGUACACAUGCUUGAAGCUGAGGAGUCUCCUUUCAAAGAUGAUCGUAGAGCUGGAAGGGACGUGGGGCGUGUUAAUGGCAACAGGUCGCAGAUUGGGUCGAUAGAGACUAAAGCGCCGGAAACUGGUGGCAGUGCCCAAGAAAACGUAACUUCUAUAAAUGAGGCACCUAGACAACAAGAAUCCGAAGAGCAGAACUUGUAAAUUCCAAUGUCCUUCCAGAGAAAAAUUCUUGUGGUUAAUAUAAUAAUGCUACAUUCAGAAGAUGUCAUUCUUUGGCGACGGGGGGCUUUCAGAUAAGUUUAUAUUACAACAGUGUUUCAAUCCAUUCCGUUUCAUGUAGUUGAUUUUCUCGCAAGUCCUUCCGUUCAAAAGCUAUCAUAUUAGCUUCAGCAUGUAUUAUAUACAAUGUAGCCAACCUUGAUUAAAUUUUCCCUUCUCUGGCAAUAUCUAUUGAAUACCACCGCUGCUGCAAUUGCUGUUGCUGCAGAGAAUUACCUGCAACUGUCUUGAGUUUGAGUGAAUGUCUUGUAGAUGAUCAUUGCUAUGGUGAAACCAUACCCAGAAAAACGAAGGAGGGACCGAGUAUUCAAUCAUGCAAGUCCCAGAAUUUAAUGGUGUUGCUUAGAGUAAGGUUGGUUGGAUCAAGAACUGGCAGUCUGACUGGGUCCCUCCACUAACAUGGCCUUGUUAGUCCCCAAAGGUGCAUGAGUGCAUGAAAAGGCCACGGUGUGGACACUCGAGAGUUUUUUCACAGCUGGGUUUGUUUAUGGCUCUUUUCUCUUUGGAAUCUCUCAAAUUUCUAGCCCCCCCCCCCUCGCAAUUGAUGGCGAGGGUGGUCCAUUUACUUUUUGGAUAAUAGCUCUGCGAGAGGUCCGUUUUACGAUUUUGGCUCUUCUUAUGUUAUUAUGAGAGGCCCACAUGGUGCAUCAAUUUUCAGCGGCAUCUUUCAAUAGGUGUUGGAACUUCAAUGAUUCAGUCAUGUGGCACUUUCAACUCCAUUGUCUAAAGGUUUUAUUUUUUGUA
Eucalyptus grandis is the source of this 2540-nucleotide messenger RNA. RefSeq names its product probable serine/threonine-protein kinase At1g01540. Gene Ontology annotation, molecular function: protein kinase activity; ATP binding. The coding region runs from base 189 to 1718 and encodes 509 amino acids. NCBI's taxonomy places the organism in Eukaryota, Viridiplantae, Streptophyta, Magnoliopsida, Myrtales, Myrtaceae. The record is from RefSeq and is a predicted model, not a curated record. Gene Ontology annotation, biological process: protein phosphorylation. The transcript has 7 exons.